UAUAAUUUAAAAUGGCCUCUUGUUCAGGAUCAACUUGUCCUACUCCUCCAAAAGAAGGCAAGACCAAACGUACAACAGAAGCUUACUGGACUAGAUUCCAAGAGUUGAAGAAAAGAAGAAAAUCUCAAGAAGUGAUAAAAAGGGCAUCGAAAAAAAUGAAAUUAAAGACUGUAAAAAAGUCUGAAACAUUAGACAGUGCUACAGAGGAAAUAAAGAGUGGUGAGAUUACAUGGUCUGACAUAAAACCUCACAUAAAAACAAGUUCACAAUUAUUAGGAGGGAGUGACAUUGUAGAGGGAAGAAAUGAGACUGGAUUAGAACGUUUAUUAGAUUCGGCCCUUGAUAAACGAGAUUAUGCAGGUGCUGUAGAGUUAAGUGAUAAAAUAUCUAAAAGAAAGUUUUCACAUCAAAUAGUAACUGCAGUUGACAGCUGCAAAGGGGAAGAGAGAAGGAAGAAAGAAAAUGAAGAGAAACAACAAAAGAGACAUAAACUGAAGUGGAAAUAUGAACACAAGCAACGUUGGGAGAUGAAGUCUAAUAUGUGAAUACUCAAAAAUACUUCACCUUUGAUGAGACAUGGAGUGUGACUGUCUAUUGAUUAUAAUGGAACAAUCAGUCAUUAUACAUGUACAUUAACAACAGUUAAUUUUAUAAUGUUCAGAGUAAAAUUAAUGUCAACAUCAUUAAUUUUUUAUUAUUUUUGUUCUUGUGUAUUGUCAAUGACUUUGUGACCCAGUCUUUCUAA
This is a messenger RNA of Amphimedon queenslandica, 745 nucleotides long. RefSeq names its product protein FAM204A-like. The transcript has 7 exons. NCBI's taxonomy places the organism in Eukaryota, Metazoa, Porifera, Demospongiae, Haplosclerida, Niphatidae. Bases 12 to 545 code for a protein of 177 amino acids. The record is from RefSeq and is a predicted model, not a curated record.